Messenger RNA from Orycteropus afer afer, 4267 nucleotides. It is a transcript of the gene GNPTAB, whose product is annotated as N-acetylglucosamine-1-phosphate transferase subunits alpha and beta. NCBI's taxonomy places the organism in Eukaryota, Metazoa, Chordata, Mammalia, Tubulidentata, Orycteropodidae. Gene Ontology annotation, biological process: N-glycan processing to lysosome; carbohydrate phosphorylation. Gene Ontology annotation, molecular function: UDP-N-acetylglucosamine-lysosomal-enzyme N-acetylglucosaminephosphotransferase activity; calcium ion binding. The record is from RefSeq and is a predicted model, not a curated record. Gene Ontology annotation, cellular component: Golgi apparatus.
CCAGAGGCUGUGAUCUGUGCACAGCGGCCCUGUAGGGGCCGCUGAAUGGCUGCUCGUUGAGGCGGCGGCGGCUCCUCCGGGCAAGGCGUGGCGGCGGCCGGAGUGAUGCUGCUCAAGCUCCUGCAGAGACAGACGUAUACCUGCCUGUCCCACAGGUAUGGGCUCUACGUCUGCUUCGUGGGCAUCGUCGUCACCAUUGUCUCUGCCUUCCAGUUUGGAGAGGUAGUUUUGGAAUGGAGCCGAGAUCAAUACCACGUUUUGUUUGAUUUCUACAGAGACAAUAUUGCUGGAAAGUCCUUUCAGAAUCGACUCUGUCUGCCCAUGCCGAUUGAUGUGGUCUACACCUGGGUCAACGGCACUGAUCUUGAACUGCUAAAGGAACUAAAGCAAGUCAGAGAACAGAUGGAGGAGGAGCAAAAAGCAAUGAGAGAAAUCCUUGGGAAGAACACAACGGAGCCAACUAAAAAGAGUGAGAAGCAGUUGGAGUGUUUGCUGACCCACUGCAUUAAGGUGCCAAUGCUCAUCCUGGACCCAGCCCUGCCAGCCAACGUCACGCUCAAGGACCUGCCAGCUCUCCAUCCUUCUUUUCAUUCUGCCAGUGACAUAUUCAAUGUCGCAAAGCCAAAAAACCCUUCUACUAAUGUCUCAGUUGUUGUUUUCGACAGCACUAAGGAUGUCGAAGAUGCCCAUGGUGGAAUGUUUAAAGGAAAUAGCAAACAGACAGUUUGGAGGGGCUACUUGACAACAGAUAAAGAAGUCCCUGGCUUAGUGCUAAUACAAGAUUUAGCUUUCCUGAGUGGAUUUCCACUGACAUUCAAGGAAACAAAUCAACUAAAAACGAAAUUGCCAGAAAAUCUUUCUUCUAAAAUAAAACUGUUGCAGUUGUAUUCAGAGGCAAGUGUAGCACUUUUAAAAUUAAAUAACCCCAAGGGUUUCCAAGAACUGAAUAAACAAACCAAGAAGAACAUGACAAUCGAUGGAAAGGAACUGACCAUAAGCCCCGCGUAUUUAUUGUGGGACCUGGGUGCCAUCAGCCAGUCUAAGCAGGAUGAAGAUGUGUCUGCCAGCCGUUUUGAAGAUAAUGAAGAGCUGAGAUACUCCUUGCGAUCUAUUGAGAGGCAUGCACCGUGGGUUCGGAAUAUUUUCAUUGUCACCAAUGGGCAGAUCCCAUCUUGGCUGAAUCUAGAUAAUCCUCGAGUUACAAUAGUAACACAUCAGGACGUUUUUCAAAAUUUGAGCCAUUUGCCUACCUUUAGUUCACCUGCUAUUGAAAGUCACAUUCAUCGCAUUGAAGGGCUGUCACAGAAGUUUAUUUACCUAAAUGAUGAUGUCAUGUUUGGGAAGGAUGUCUGGCCAGAUGAUUUUUAUAGCCACUCCAAAGGUCAAAAGGUUUAUUUGACAUGGCCUGUGCCAAACUGUGCUGAGGGCUGCCCGGGUUCCUGGAUUAAAGACGGCUAUUGUGACAAAGCUUGUAAUAAUUCGGCCUGUGAUUGGGAUGGUGGUGAUUGCUUUGGUAACAGCGGAGGCAGUCGCUAUGUUGCGGGAGGUGGGGGCACCGGGAGUGUCGGAGUUGGGCAGCCCUGGCAGUUUGGUGGAGGAAUAAAUAGUAUCUCUUAUUGUAAUCAAGGUUGUGCAAAUUCCUGGCUUGCUGAUAAGUUCUGCGACCAAGCCUGCAAUGUCUUGUCCUGUGGUUUUGAUGCUGGCGACUGUGGACAAGAUCAUUUCCAUGAAUUGUACAAAGUCACACUUCUUCCAAAUCAGACUCACUAUGUCCUUCCAAAAGGUGAAUGCCUGCCUUAUUUCAGCUUUGCAGAAAUAGCCAAAAGAGGACUUGAAGGUGCCUAUAGUGACAAUCCAAUCAUUCGACAUGCUUCAAUUGCCAAUAAAUGGAAAACCAUCCACCUGAUAAUGAACAGUGGAAUGAAUGCGACCACCAUACAUUUCAAUCUCACAUUUCAAAAUAAAAAUGAUGAUGAAUUCAAAAUGCAGAUAACAGUAGAGGUUGAUACACGAGAGGAACCAAAACUAAAUUCUACCACCCAGAAGUCUUACGAGAAUUUGGCUAGCCCCAUAACACUUCUUCCAGAGGUAGAAAUCCCAUUUAAAGAUGUUCCUGUGGAAAAACGCUUUCCAAAGUUCAAGAGACGUGAUGGUAACCUAACAGGGAGAUCCCUGGACCAGGUGAAAAUUCCCGUGGUCAAUAUUUCACUUCUUCCAAAAGAAGCCCAGGUAAAUCUUGGUGACUUGGAUUUGCAGCUGGAACGUGGAGAUAUCACUCUGAAAGGAUACAAUCUGUCCAAGUCUGCCUUGUUGCUGUCUUUUCUGAUGAACUCACAGGAUGCUAAAGUGAAAACAGGUGACACUGUAAUAACAGAUGAAAGAAAUGGCCAUUUGGAUGUCCCACUGGGAAAACGGGUUCACAAAAACGUCUUGACAAACAGCUUAGAAGCAUCUGAAAGAUUACUGAGCUCUACCUCUCCAACAGUGACAGUGAAGGUGAAUGACCACCCUCAGGGUCAGAAUCCAUCCCAAGGCUUGGGCACCAAAGCCGGAUUUAGAUCUGAAGCUGAAAGCCAAAAAGUGGGUGGAGGGGUGUUGAGCGAAAAGCUUUCCUCUCUGAUUGUUCCACUGGAAAAACAAGUGACGAAGGAAAAGAAAAUCACAGGGAAAGAAGAGAAGGACAGAAUGGAGGAACAUGCUAAAAAUAGCAUGGGCAUUAAUGAAGUAUUAUUACCUGGACGAAAGCUGCACCAUUAUGCAGAAAGAUACCUGGGCUUUUUGCCAUGGGAGAAAAAGAAGUAUUUCCAAGAUCUUCUUGAUGAAGAAGAGUCACUGAAGACACAGUUGGCCUACUUCACCGAGAGCAAACACACUGGGAGGCAACUGAAAGACACGUUUGCAGAUUCCCUCCGCUACGUCAAUAAAAUUCUAAACAGCAAAUUUGGAUUCACCUCUCGGAAGGUCCCUGCACACAUGCCUCACAUGAUUGACCGAAUUAUUAUGCAAGAACUGCAAGAUAUGUUCCCUGAAGAAUUUGACAAGACAUCGUUUCACAAAGUCCGCCAUUCUGAGGAUAUGCAGUUCGCCUUCUCCUAUUUUUAUUAUCUCAUGAGUGCAGUCCAGCCACUGAAUAUAUCUCAGGUUUUUGAUGAGGUGGAUACAGACCAAUCUGGUGUCUUGUCUGACAGAGAAAUCCGAACACUGGCCACCAGAAUUCACGACCUGCCUUUAAGUUUACAGGAUUUGACAGGUCUGGAACACAUGUUAAUAAAUUGCUCAAAAAUGCUUCCUGCCAAUAUUACUCAACUAAACAAUGUUCCACCAACUCAGGAAGCAUACUAUGACCCCAAUCUCCCACCGGUCACUAAGAGUCUACUUACCAACUGCAAACCAGUAACUGAUAAAAUCCACAAGGCAUAUAAGGACAAAAACAAAUACAGGUUCGAAAUCAUGGGAGAGGAAGAGAUUGCUUUUAAAAUGAUCCGUACUAAUGUUUCUCAUGUGGUCGGGCAGUUGGAUGACAUACGGAAAAAUCCCAGGAAAUUUGUUUGCCUGAAUGACAACAUUGACCAUAAUCAUAAAGAUGCCCAGACAGUGAAGGCUGUUCUCAGGGACUUCUAUGAGUCCAUGUUCCCCAUUCCAUCCCAAUUUGAGCUGCCAAGAGAGUAUCGCAACCGUUUCCUUCAUAUGCAUGAGCUGCAAGAAUGGAGGGCAUAUCGGGAUAAAUUGAAGUUUUGGACCCAUUUUGUCCUGGCAACAUUGAUUAUAUUUACUGUAUUCUCUUUUUUUGCUGAACAGUUAAUUGCACUUAAGCGGAAGAUAUUUCCCAGAAGGCGGCUACUCAAAGAAGCUAGUCCUGAUCGAAUCAGGGUGUAGAAGAUCUUUUUGAAUAUCACCUACCUCAGUGUUUACUGAGCAUUUUAAAAUGUGGAGCCACAAGGAUGUACGUCUUCAUGAUGCGCAGCUUGGCCAGCUUGGCCCGAGGAAGGGAAGAUGCCCAGGACAGUACUUGUUCUGUGGCCUGACGGUGGCCCAUUGGCCAGGGAUUGUUCAACCAGCACCUUAAAAACGUGUGCUCAGCAACUCUGAACUGGUUGUACUUUUAAAAAAGCGUUUUCUCAUAGACUUGUCAUCCUUUUUAUAAAGAAGCUCAUUGAUGAGAGGCAGCUGCUGGUUUCCCGUAGCAGCCAUUGCAAGCUCACUUGGAUAUGAAAAGUACAGGUCAGCGUGGGGGCAGUUGCUGAGGGGCCCCAGCCUUUGCAUUCCA